AUGUCUUCCAAUCCCGUCCUUCCGCAGGGCGCAGGAUAUGGCGUCGUUGUUGGCAUUGGACUGUUUUUCAGCGCAUUUAUGCUGGGCCUGACUGCGAUACAGUCUCGAUAUACUGGCUUUUCACCGAAGAAUUCAGAAGAGUUCAAUAGCGCCUCGCGAAGCGUUAAGCCAGGUCUGAUUGCGUCUGGGAUUGUCUCCGCUUGGACAUGGGCUGCUACGCUGCUGCAAUCUAGCGCCGUAGCAUAUGAGUAUGGAAUCUCCGGCCCUUGGUGGUAUGGCGCCGGCGCGACAGUUCAGAUUCUUCUCUUCGCUCAGCUUGCAGCCAAACUGAAGCUCAAUGCACCGCAUGCGCAUACAUGGCUUGAGAUUGUUGCUGCCAGAUGGGGCACGGUUGCUCACCUAGUCUUCAUGUUUUUCGGGCUUGCCACAAACAUCAUCGUAUCGUCCAUGCUUAUUCUUGGCGGCUCCGCAACAGUCCAUUCGUUAACAGGAAUGAACACACUAGCAGCCUGUUUCCUUAUUCCAGUCGGUGUCGCCAUCUACGUAGUCGUAGGAGGCAUGCGUGCAACGCUAUUGUGUGACUACACCCACACAAGUGUUUUGUUUGCCAUCAUCUUCGUAUUCGUUUUCACCGUGUACGCGACGAGUUCAAAGAUUGGCAGUUUCAGUGCGAUGCACUCGUUGUUGGCUCAAGCAGCGGAAGAAGCCCCAGUAUCAGGCAACGCACACGGGUCAUACCUGACAAUGCGUUCCAAAAACGGACUGAUCUUCGGCGUAAUCAAUGUCAUCGGAAACUUUGCGACUGUAUUCCAGGACCAAGCGUAUUGGCAACGAGCGAUCGCUAGUCGCCCUGCGACCUGCGUCAAGGCUUACUUGGUUGGUGGUCUUGCCUGGUUCGCUAUCCCGUUCAUGUUUUCAACUACCCUCGGCCUUUCUGCAGUAGCCCUGCGCAACGACCCCGACAUGAUGACUCUGACUGCUGCGGACGUCUCUGCGGGCUUGCCUGCAUCGGCCGCUGCUGCGGCUCUCCUCGGACAGUCCGGUGCCGCAGCAUUGCUCGUCGUGCUGUUCUUGGCAGUCACGUCUGCGACUUCGGCAGAAUUGAUCGCGGUUUCGGCUGUGUUGACGUACGAUGUCUACAAGAGGUACUUCAACCCGAAAGCCACCGAGAGACAGAUCCUGAUGAUGUCGCACGCUAUGGUCGUUUUCUUUGCCAUUGUGAUGGGUUUCCUUGGCCUUAUCUUCUACUACAUUGGCAUCUCCAUGGGGUGGCUCUACGAUUUCAUGGGCGUUGUCUUGGGUUCAGCAGUGGUACCCAUUGCUAUCUGCGUCACUUGGAAGAAGGCGAACAAGUGGGGAUGCAUUUGUGGGGCCGUUGCUGGGUUCUGCUCUGGAGUUAUUGCAUGGCUAGUUAGUACUGCGACGCUCAAUGAUAGCAUCAUCAAUGUCACGACCAGCGGAGGCGACCAUGAGAUGCUAUCCGGUAACUUGGCCUCCAUCGGAAUCGGCGGUAUAGUGGCCGUCACGACUUCUCUCAUCUGGCCAGAGGACUUCAACUUCGACAUCACGCGAGCCAUCAAUAAGUCUUCUACCAGCAGUAGCAGUGCCGAUGAAAAAUCUGUCGAUGCAGACCACCAGGAUCAUUUCGAUGAGAAGAAGCAGCACUCGAGCGACGUAUCAUUAGAGCCUGUCAUCUCGGCUGAGGCAGCAGCCGCGGAAGAGGCCAAGGAGUUAGACCCCGCAGCACUGCAGAAAGCAUUCGAUCUCGCCGCGUGGUCCUCGAUCGCCUUGACCUUGGUCAUGUUGAUCAUUAUUCCGCUCCCAUUGUUCUUCGCACAGACCAUCUACGGCGUCCGAGGCCUGUCUGCAUGGGUCGUCAUCGGGAUGAUCUGGACCUUCUGUUCUGCCAUAUCGGUAGUGCUAUAUCCGUUGUACGAGAGUCGUACUGCCCUGGGAUUGAUUGGAAAGGGCAUAAUCAAGGAUAUCUUCAUGAAGGGUAGCGGCAAGUUCGUUCACCAUCUUCCGACGACACAUCAUGCUUGA
This is a messenger RNA of Laetiporus sulphureus 93-53, 2043 nucleotides long. RefSeq names its product urea transporter. The transcript has 17 exons. Lineage: Eukaryota; Fungi; Basidiomycota; Agaricomycetes; Polyporales; Laetiporaceae. Gene Ontology annotation, molecular function: urea transmembrane transporter activity. Gene Ontology annotation, biological process: urea transmembrane transport. Gene Ontology annotation, cellular component: plasma membrane. The record is from RefSeq and is a predicted model, not a curated record. Bases 1 to 2043 code for a protein of 680 amino acids.